ACAAACACAGCCAGCCGUACAAUACAACUUUUCGUUUUUCAAAUCGGCGUUCCUUUCUCUCUCUAUCAAUCUCUCUUUCUCUCUCCUGAUUCUCCCGCGGAGCUCUAUCGGAUCGGAUCGGAUCCAGGACAUCGACAAUCGGAAGGCCGAGACAGUCUUGCCAUCAUGAAUCCGGAGUAUGAUUAUCUGUUCAAGCUUUUGCUUAUUGGAGAUUCCGGUGUUGGAAAAUCAUGCCUUCUUCUAAGAUUUGCAGAUGAUUCAUACCUGGAGAGUUACAUAAGCACUAUUGGAGUCGACUUUAAAAUUCGAACAGUGGAGCAAGAAGGAAAGACUAUCAAGCUUCAGAUAUGGGAUACUGCAGGGCAGGAACGGUUUAGGACAAUCACAAGCAGCUACUACCGUGGAGCCCAUGGAAUUAUUGUGGUUUAUGAUGUGACGGACCAAGAGAGUUUCAAUAAUAUAAAGCAAUGGCUGAAUGAGAUUGAUCGAUAUGCAAGUGACAACGUGAACAAACUACUUGUAGGAAACAAGUCUGAUCUUGCAGACAAAAGGGUAGUCUCUUAUGAUACAGGCAAGGCACUUGCUGAUGAAAUGGGCAUACCCUUCAUGGAGACUAGUGCAAAAGAUUCAAGUAAUGUGGAGCAGGCCUUCAUGGCAAUGACUUCUUCAAUUAAAGAUAGGAUGGCAAGCCAACCGUCUGCAGAUGGUGCAAAGCCUCCGACAGUGAAUAUUCGAGGACAGCCCGUUUCUCAGAGUGGCGGUGGCUGCUGCUCCUAGUGAGUAUUAUCGGCCUCUUGUUCUACUCGCUAAGCUCUGUUGGUCUUUCUCUGAAACUCCAGAGUCUUUAGUAGUACCUUUGCAUUCGUAUUCUUAUUGUUAUUUUUAUUUUUCAUCCAUAGCUUCUGAACAAUGUGUAUAUGGGUAAUGUUAAUUACUACUGGGUGAUGACCAAAGUUUAACCUUUUUAUUAGUGUUACAAGACAUUAAUAGCACAACUUGUUGGGUCAAAUUAAAUGUCAUAUUGUGUGGAUUUGGUAUACAUGGAGCAAACCAACAACCUUUGUUUUUUUAUGAACUCAUUUCAGUA
This is a messenger RNA of Impatiens glandulifera, 1087 nucleotides long. RefSeq names its product ras-related protein RABD2a-like. The coding region runs from base 166 to 777 and encodes 203 amino acids. The transcript has 8 exons. The record is from RefSeq and is a predicted model, not a curated record. Gene Ontology annotation, molecular function: GTPase activity; GTP binding. NCBI's taxonomy places the organism in Eukaryota, Viridiplantae, Streptophyta, Magnoliopsida, Ericales, Balsaminaceae.